CAUAAAGCGCGGAGUGGCGGUGCUGCUGCAGCGCUAUCUUGCCGUAGUGCUCUGCUUGAUGUUCUCGGAUGGGACUGUAGCGCCAACCUGCUCCGUCUUAGCCCUUUCAUAAGCGACAUUUUCAAGUCAGACCUGCCAGAAUCCGUCCGGGUUUUAUUCUUAUUAAUUACAUAUUUAAACAAAGGGAUUUACGUCGAUACCAAUAUUUAUGUCUAGCUGACCAGUACGAAAAUCCUGUUUUUAAACGCGGUAGUGCAUACACCACGGUGUAGCCUGUUUGCAAAAUCUGUAGACAAUGCAAUAAAGCGCUCGGCUUUCUUUUUUUUAUUUUUCGCUUUUCCGAUUAUAUUUUUUCCUGCAGUUCUAAAGGGAAUUCGCACCCUCGGACAAAGCCUUUGUCUCCCAGUUUUGUUUUGAUUUUAGAUCUACCUACAAAAGGCCAGAACACCAGGAAAAUUCUUCAGUGUCUCCAAAAGCGCAUCCGAAUUCGUCACAAUGGCCGAUGCUUCCACAGAAUGCAAUAUCAAAGUGCUGUGCCGCUUUCGCCCGCUGAAUCAAGCCGAGGUCGUGCGAGGAGAUAAAUUCAUCCCGAAAUUCAGCGGGGAUGACACGGUUAUCAUUGGGGGGAAGCCCUAUGUGUUUGACCGAGUGUUUCCUACCAACACCACCCAGGAGCAGGUCUACAACACUUGUGCCAAGCAGAUUGUGAAAGAUGUGCUGGGAGGUUACAAUGGCACCAUUUUUGCCUAUGGACAGACCUCCUCUGGAAAGACCCACACCAUGGAAGGCAAACUACAUGAUAGGCACCAGAUGGGCAUCAUCCCCAGGAUCGCUGAGGACAUAUUCAACCACAUUUUCUCCAUGGACGAGAACCUCGAGUUCCACAUCAAGGUCUCCUACUUCGAAAUCUACAUGGACAAAAUCCGGGACCUUUUGGAUGUGACCAAGACCAAUCUGGCUGUCCACGAGGAUAAGAACAGGGUGCCCUACGUCAAGGGCUGCACCGAGCGCUUUGUGUCCAGUCCCGAGGAGGUGAUGGACGUGAUCGAUGAAGGGAAAGCCAACCGGCAUGUCGCCGUCACCAAUAUGAAUGAGCACAGCUCUCGCAGCCACAGCAUAUUCCUCAUCAACAUCAAGCAGGAGCACAUUGAGACGGAGCAGAAGCUUAGCGGGAAGCUGUACCUUGUGGAUCUGGCGGGCAGUGAGAAGGUCAGUAAGACUGGAGCUGAAGGUGCUGUUCUGGAUGAGGCCAAGAACAUCAACAAGUCUCUGUCUGCCCUGGGAAAUGUCAUCUCUGCACUGGCCGAGGGAACGAAAACCCAUGUGCCAUACCGGGACAGCAAGAUGACCCGCAUUCUGCAGGACUCCCUGGGGGGUAACUGCCGUACCACCAUGUUCAUCUGCUGCUCCCCUUCCAGCUUCAACGAGGCCGAGACCAAGUCUACCCUGAUGUUUGGGCAGAGGGCAAAGACUAUCAGAAACACAGCCUCCGUGAACCUGGAGCUGACAGCCGAGCAGUGGAAGAAGAAGUACGAGAAGGAGAAGGAGAAGAACAAGACGAUGAAAGAGACCAUCCAGAGGCUGGAGGCUGAGCUGAACCGCUGGCGCAAUGGGGAGAACGUCCCGGAGACUGAGCAGCUGACCAAUGGGGUGGUGAAGCUGGAGACCAGCGACGAGACCCCGGUCGACAACAGCACCUCCUCCAUCGUGGUGCGCAUCUCUGAGGAGGAGCGCCAGAAGUACGAGGAGGAGAUCCGCAAGCUCUACAAGCAGCUUGAUGACAAGGAUGACGAGAUUAACCAGCAGAGCCAGCUGGUGGAGAAACUGAAGGAGCAGAUGCUGGACCAGGAGGAGCUGCUGGCGUCGACGCGCGGGGACAGCGAGAAGGUGCAGACAGAGCUCGGGCGGCUGCAGACGGAGAGCGACUGCGCCAAGGCCGAGGUCAAGGAGGUCCUGCAGGCCCUGGAGGAGCUGGCCGUCAACUACGACCAGAAGAGCCAGGAGGUGGAGGACAAGAGCCUGCAGAACAAACUGCUGGCUGAGGAGCUGGCCCAAAAGAUGGCUCACCUGAUGGCUCUGGAGGCUGAGCUGACCCGGAUGCAGGAGAUGAGCACGCACCAGAGGAAGCGCAUCGCAGAGGUGCUGAACGGCCUCAUGAGGGACCUGAGCGAGUUCAGCACCAUCGUGGGCAACGGAGAGAUCAAGCUGCCGGUGGAGAUCAGCGGGGCGAUCGAGGAGGAGUUCACGGUGGCCCGCCUGUACAUCAGCAAGAUCAAGUCGGAGGUGAAGUCGAUGGUGAAGCGCUGCCGGCAGCUGGAGAACCUGCAGCUGGAGUGUCACCGCAAGAUGGAGGAAACCGGCCGCGAGCUCUCCUCCUGCCAGCUGCUCAUCUCGCAGCAUGAGGCAAAGAUCCGCUCUCUGACGGAGUACAUGCAGAAUGUGGAGCUGAAAAAGAGGCAGCUGGAGGACUCUUAUGAUUCUCUGAGCGAGGAGCUGGCCAGGCUGCAAGCACAGGAAACCGUGCAGGAAGUGACCAGGAAUGAGAAGCAAAACGACAUCGAGGAAGAGGGAGACGUGAAGAGGGCCCUGGACCUGCAGAUGGAGACACACCGCGAGUCUCACCACAAGCAGCUGGGCCGCCUGCGGGACGAGAUUAACGAGAAGCAGAAGAUAAUCGAUGACCUCACUGAUCGCAAUCAGAAGCUGCAGCUGGAGCUGGAGCAGCUGCGCUCAGAGUUUGAGAAGCUCAAGAGCCAGGAGCACGACAAGAGCAUGCAGCUGGAGGAGCUGACAUUUCUCCAUGAGCGUCACGAGCAGUCCAAGCAGGACCUUAAAGGGCUGGAGGAGACCGUGGCCCGCGAACUCCAGACCCUCCACAACCUGCGCAAGCUUUUUGUUCAAGACCUCACGACUCGAGUCAAAAAAAGUUCAGAGAUGGAGCCUGAUGAUAGCGGGGGGUGCACCACUCAGAAGCAGAAGAUUUCCUUUCUUGAAAACAACCUGGAGCAGCUUACAAAGGUUCACAAACAGCUGGUACGCGACAAUGCAGAUCUGCGUUGUGAGCUUCCUAAACUGGAAAAACGUCUUCGGACUACGGCUGAGAGAGUUAAGGCCCUGGAGGGCGCACUGAAGGAGGCCAAGGAGGGCGCCAUGAAGGACCGCCGCCGCUACCAGCAAGAGGUGGAGCGCAUCAAGGAUGUCAUGAGGUCCAAGAACCCGCUCCGGAGGCCACACGCAGCACAGAUAGCCAAGCCUAUCCGGCCCGGCCACUACCCAGCCUGCUCGCCCACAAACCCCCUGUACGUGCGCUCCGGGGAGGGUGUGACCUACAGCAACGUGAUGUUCCAGACCGGGGGGUUCCCAGUCUGCUCCCAGAGGACCCCCAGCCCCCCGCAGGCAACAAUAUUAUCUGUGGGGGUCUGCAAUGGUACAGUGGGCUCCUCUGACAGCCUGGACUCUUACAAGCUGAACGUGGACAAUGGCAAUGCUACAGACAUCAACGACAACAGAAGUGAUGCGCACUGUGGAAGCGAGGCAGAGGACCCCUCCAAACUGUACGUCAUCCAGCAGGAGGCUGCCGCCAGCUAAUGCACCUGUGCAGAUGAUGACCUCUUCUAAGGCCUCCUGCAUUCAGCAUGCUGCGAACCAGCUUCCUCUGAUCUGUGCCUCUGUAUCCCACUGUACUCCCUCUUUCUCUCUGUCUGUACUUUAGAUCGUGCAUCCCCCCCUUUACCAGCUAAACUCCCACUACUCCCACCCCCAGAUCCCAGUUAUCUCUAGAUGUCCUGUGCUGUAUAUAGAGCGUGCCAGGCACUGCCGCUGCCUCGGUCUCUGUUGCGUCCGCGGUGUGCUCGCUCUCCUCUCCUCUGCCCCUCCUGGAGAAUAAUGUGCUCUACCAGAGGUGAUGGGGGAGGAGUGAGCGAGCACGCCCGUUGUGUUCAUGUUCAGCCAGCAGGGGGCGCUGCUGUCAUUCUGGGGUCGACAGGGUGGAGCUCUGCCAGCUGCUUGGCCAGCUGUGAUUCCAGGGCCCUUCAGCCUCACCUCAGGCUCCGGGGGCCGUGCUAGAAGCCCAGCUGGAAGGCAGGGUGGGGAACCUUAAGGGGCUGUAUUGCAGAGUACUGCUUCAUUCUCAGUUUGGGAUUGGACUUCAGCAAUUGUUUGAAAAAUCUCUGUUUCUAUACAUAAAGCAAGCUGGGAAAAAUGGAAGGAUCUUUAUCUUUUCCGCCUCUAUGUAUAAUAACAUUAAAUACAGAUACCUUCCAACAUUUUAAAGCAGCUCUGCAACACCCCCAGCCCUGUGAUCCAGAUGUGCAUUCUUGGCCAGUCCAGAUGUUCACACACCAAAGCUGGCCCAGAUGUUGCACCACUCUAGUACCUCAGUGCUGAGCCCCACUGUGGCAGCUCCUUUAUCAGAGAUUGAGAUAACCCUGUAGAAUUUAACUAAGCCUUAAUUAGAGCUAUUUAUACAUAAGAACCACAUGCUACAUACAUAUAAAUAAAUAUAUAUAUAUACUCCCCAUGAAUAAUGUAGGUCAGUAGUAUUUUUUAUCACUAACACGAACCAAUGAAGUGCGAUAAUUAGCAGUUUUGCUUAUCAACCAGUAAAGCAGGGAGGGUGUUAAGCUGUGAGUGAAUGGCUGUGCUGGUCAAUGACCGUGAUUCAUCAGUGCUGUGAUUCUGCAGGUUCAAAUGCACUUAGAGUAAUGUAACCAUUGCUACAGCACUGUUAAACUGUAGGCACGUGAAGCUGUCUUUGAGAUUCUUGUACCUUGUGAUUGUGAAUGUGAUAUCCUUCCAGUGUGCUAUCCUAGCCAGCCAGCCUCAAAGUGGCAGACUAGAAAACAUGUUUUUAAGAGUGACCACUCUCAUGCUGCUUGCUGCUGUAAUCAAUGUUGCUCUCUGCGCAGUGUGUCUUGGUUUUCUUGGUGCAACUCAUGGCUCUUCUGAUCUGUUUCACUGCCAGAGCUUCGUUACAAAUUGGACUUUAAUCACUUAAACCACUGAGUUAGUAGCUAACUCAGAGCUGGAGGGGUGCCUUGGGCAUUUGCCUCAAAUAUUAAUGGACACAGAUGUGGCUUAAGGCAUUCAUAUUUCCUAAAGCUGAAGCUCUGUGACAGGAAUACAUUCAUAAAUCGCUGGGAUUGCCAGACAGUUUAAUUAUCUUGCAUAAUUUAGAGCUGAGGUCCUGACCUUAGUAUCAGCACAGUACUAGCACAGACAAGCAAGAAACGGAAGUUUAAUGAACUGUUAUGAGUACAUGAACAAAUUGCACUACAACAGACUUCUCCUGCAGCUCUUACUGUCCUAUUCUUUAUCUGUCCUGCAAGCGUCGGUAUGUGGUCUGUGUGUCCAGUCUGGCCUCCCUCAGUGGGAAGGACUGGACAGUGUGUCCAGUACCUCUGUUGUGAAUCAAUGUACAAUGGAAACACACAGUGACUGUGUAGCAACUUUUUUUAAACGCCACACUGUAUUUCUUUCAGUUCAGUUCAUGUCUUUGUUCUGCACUGCACAUAUUUCUUGAUUUCAUGUACGUUAUUACGAUUGAAUGUACUACCUAGAUAGGUUUAGUCUUUUAUGCAAAUGGCAAUUUUACUGUAUUUAAUGAAGGGUUUUAUCAGUGGUUUAAUUAAAAUCUUCAAAUGCCAAUGUGUAAACAGGAAGAGAUGACCCCUUCUCAAUAACGGAGAGUGGCUGAGAGAUGGAGGAGCUAUAAAUGUAAAGGCUUAAAGUCGGGAACCCAGGUGGGUCUGGACCAGGUGAAAAAAUAUAUAUACUGCAGCAGACAUGAGUGCUUGUACCCCUGUGUGACCCCAAAUCAGAGGUAAUUUGCCGACGUACUAAGACGGAAGAACAUGCUUGCAAAGCUGCAAAGGUGUGUCAGCGAUGUUUCUUCCAGGAUAAACACAGUCCCGCGUCGCCCCAGUGAACUGAUUAUCAGGACACCCGCAGCUGUGCUAGCCUGCACCCCAGAGCAGCUGGGUCCCCAGAAAGAUGGCAGCAGGCUGCCCUGAGAGUCGAGAGUCAGAACGCUGUCUCGUACCGACUGCCCCAGCCCCAGUAAAGGGGCAGAAGUGGGGAGCCCAUCAGCGAAAGCCGUGCUGCAGGUCCGCCCGGACAGCCCCGAUGUCUAACGGCCCGCGCCUCGCCCCUCCGUGUCGCCAUGGGAACGCAGAGGCAGACGGCGAAGCUCUGCUGUCUCCGACCUCCAUGACGUGCAACACCCUCCUGGGCUUCAGCGGCUGCCUUCUGAUCAGCCAGUCAGAGCGCGUAGCUGCUAGAACAAGCCAGGGAGGGAUGCCUGAGGGGGGCCCGGGCAUAUAUUUCUCAUUAUUUCAUGGCUUAGCAGACGCCCGCGUGCACGGUGAUAAGACGCAGUAAAUAUCGGAAUAAAAAACAACAUCUGCGCAUGCUGUCAGGCUUUCUCUUCACUGCCUUUCUGUGGCCAAGCAACAGCGCCUCCCUGCUACAGCUGAAUCUACCAGUCAGUCUGUAAGGGACCUACGCGAGCCACAUCUGUAAAAUGCAAACUUUUAACACUCGUCUUUCAAACUUUCAGCCUCUGCAACCCAAAAACCAGUGGCACAUGCAUGUAAUACAUACAGAAUCUCUGCGGGGAAAUACAGGAGGUUCAUGUGCCUUGUAGCAGUUUAGAUCACAAAGUAGGCGUAUGUGUAUAGGCAGAAAAUACUAUCCCUCUCCUCUGCGUUCCUCUGCUGAUCCAGGUUGGGGCUGAUAAACACGUAGUUUGAGGUUUGAUUCCAAGUGGGUCAGAAGCUGUCGACAGGAAAAUGCUGCAGCGGUUGAGUACAGCCGGUUCAGGUCGACGAAGGGAUGUGCGAGCUGGGAGUGAGAUUUACACAAGGGGAGGGUCAGCUGUACCGAGAUGGCUCCUCCCUCUCCUGUCUAAAACUUCCUAUUCCUAUUAAUGAGCUGUUGCUCCUCUCAGACGAGUAAGAAUGAGGAGAGGGGGAAAUUAUCGCAAACCCUGCCUCCGCUUUCAUUUCACCUCUCCUAUUAGUCCAGUCACGUGCAGAGAUCAGAUGUGAUUUUAAUCCAGCGUUAAUCCGGUCACAUGCAUGUCAUCAGAGGUGGAGGCAGGGCACUGCCUUUUGACUGACUUUUCGCACUUUCAUUGUCGGUGUUGGGGCGGAGAGGUUGUGGCUGGGUAGGGGUUUAUGGGCAAUGCCGAGAUUGGGGGCAGUGGGGGUCAAGUUCAGAAGCAGGACAUUUCUGUCCGAUGACGUCUGUUUGAUUUGGUUUAGGAUUUUGAGGCUGCGUUUCGGUACUUCACACUUCGAGGACAAAACAAAGCAGAGCAAAACAAAAUCAGUAACGACGAAGGGCGAAGGAUGAACAGAAGUGUGGGCUUGCAGAAAAAAAGCAGGAGCCAGUGGACAAUUCAGACUUCACCGUUUUUUUUUUUAAACAAGCGUGUCCAAUAGUUGGUGCAUGCGGUAAACAUGCUCUGUAACGGCUAACAAGUACAAAAAGAAACACUUUCAAUAAAGAUGAACUAUCGACACGUC
This is a messenger RNA of Lepisosteus oculatus (spotted gar), 7526 nucleotides long. RefSeq names its product kinesin family member 5A, b (gene kif5ab). NCBI's taxonomy places the organism in Eukaryota, Metazoa, Chordata, Actinopteri, Semionotiformes, Lepisosteidae. Gene Ontology annotation, cellular component: microtubule. Gene Ontology annotation, molecular function: microtubule motor activity; ATP binding; microtubule binding. The record is from RefSeq and is a predicted model, not a curated record. Gene Ontology annotation, biological process: microtubule-based movement; mitotic cell cycle.